AGCCAUUUCUCUUGCUGUGCGCAUUGUUUUGCUUUGUAAAGUCUACGUCCUCGACAUCUCUUCUCGUCUUUAAUUCUGUUUCUUUGUUGAAUAUUUCUACAUUGAGCUUUUGCUCCGUUUAUACAUUUUGGAACCUGCUUCCAAGAAGCUUGAUCAUUCACGUAUAAAAUCGUGUAUGAGAGAGGAAAAAUUAAAGAAGUAAAAGAAGUUUUGGGGAAAUAUAAAAGAAGAAUCUCCCAGAGAUUCCCAAUUCCAAUUCUCCUCGGUUUAGAUCUCGCUCGAAACGCCGUGGAGAUGCAAGACAUGACUCCAGAACCUGCCAUGCAUAUUAGGCUAUGGCCUAUUGCGGUAUUGGUGAUUGCUACAUCAUUACUCUUCCGGAAAGCCUCUGUGGAGUUCUUCAUCAGCGCCUUUCUCAAACUCCUAUACAAAAUCCGCGCAGCAGAAGGAGGGAGUCUUCUUGAUGGCCCGAAUUACUCUUGGCCAAACGGGCAGAUGGUGGAAAAGUUUCUUCAAGCAAGAACAAAGUCAUGGGAAUGGGAGAAGAAGUACGGCAAAAUCUACCGUAUUUGGGCGGGGACUGUUCCUGAAGUUGUCAUUACGGAUCCAAAGGAUGUGCAGACAUUUUAUCUUGACUCCUCCGACCAUGGAAAAUCUGACAAAGCUAAUGCUGGAUGGCUCCUAUCUCUAAUCAUGGGAUCAGGUGCAGGUCUGAUUAACGGAGACUCAUGGGUCCGUUUACGCAAGUCAUUGGAUCCGAUGUUUUCGCACCGCCGAGCGCUCAGUCUACUACAGGGUUUCAUCAUUUCGUCCAAGGACUACGUGAAUAACAUUGAUACCUACAGGCUGAGGUCUCAGCCAAAGUCCAAUGGUGCGGCAGCGGAGCUUACUAUGACCAACCAGGUUGCUGGUGCUGAAAAGAAGGAGAAGCAAGAUGAGAAGGAGGACGGUGCGUUCAUCGUCAAUGCUGUCCAAGCACUGCAACGCUACCCUUUCUUUGAAACUGCUCGGAUCUUCUUUGGAAACAUGAAUGCCGCGGAGACAGACCGGCUUUGGGAACUGUCCAAACUAUAUGGACGAGCUUUUCAGCACGUCAUUGCCGGCGGACUCAAUCGCACAAAACUUACAAAGUGGGCCAGGACGAAAAGCUACCGCGAGACAAUCGAGUACCAGAAGCAAUGGGACGAGUACUGCGAGCAAUUGUACGAGACCAGAAUCCGGGAUGGUCGGCAUCAUACUCCGCUAGUCCAGUUAAAGCAAGCUGCUAGUAAGGGAGAAAUUACCAAUCGAGAGAUCUACCAUACCAUAGCAGAAUCGCUAUUUGCCAAUCUAGAUGUAACGACGCAUGUUCUUGCCUCUGCAAUCAUCUUGCUCGCCGACAAUGCAAAAGUGCAAGCCAGCCUACGGAGCGAAUUCCAAAAAGAAUGCGCCAGCGAGAACGACCUAGAAGCGUACGUGAGCAGGAAAGAUACGCUGCUUCAUUACUGUCUGCUAGAAUCGCUGCGGUUGCAGCCGGUGCUUCCAUUCACGUUCCCAGAGUAUGCGGGUCAGGACAAGGUUCUUUCAGGAUACGUAAUACCAAAAAAUACCACUGUCAUUAUUGACGCAUAUGCAAUCAACGUUCGAAACCCCUUCUGGGGUUCCAAUAGCGGGGAAUAUCAACCAUCGAGAUUUGCGAAUAUCCCGGUGAAUUCUCUUCGCUACAAUCUCUCCUUAUUCGGCUAUGGACCUCGCAAAUGUCUAGGUCAACAUAUUACUGAUAAAAUGUUGAGGACGUUUAUCUACUUCCUCUUCACGAAAUACAGAGUUUCAGUCCUUCCGAAUCAGAUUAUUGACGGUGCAUUCAAAGUUGAUAAGAGCAGCUGGGUCGGCUUGUUUGACGUGGAACUUUCCCUUGAAAAGAGAUAAGGGUCUAAUUGUUUUUAACGCUGAGGUGAUGCAAGAAAAAACCAACCGAUGAUAAACUGCGAAACCUUUUUUCUUACUUGUUCUCGAGAUAAUUUGUCCUAUUAUGCCUUUGGAAGCAUGUCAAAUCAAAUUCGUUUCAACCUCUCCGCCAACUCCGUAUAGCAUGUAUGAGCUAGUGGAACUGAAUGGAUUACACCAAAAAUAAAGUAGAUUGACCG
Messenger RNA from Xylona heveae TC161, 2126 nucleotides. RefSeq names its product cytochrome P450 monooxygenase GliC2. The coding region runs from base 304 to 1908 and encodes 534 amino acids. NCBI's taxonomy places the organism in Eukaryota, Fungi, Ascomycota, Xylonomycetes, Xylonales, Xylonaceae. The record is from RefSeq and is a predicted model, not a curated record. Gene Ontology annotation, molecular function: iron ion binding; heme binding; oxidoreductase activity, acting on paired donors, with incorporation or reduction of molecular oxygen. The transcript is spliced from 7 exons.